AUGGCUACACCCCGCGCCGACAUCCUCCCCCUCCUCGAGGCCGAACUCGACGCCAUCUUCACCCUCGACCGCUCCGUCUCUCCUCCCGCCCUCCUCGCCCCCGACCUGCACGCCGUGCAAGCCGUCCACGCCCUGCACCACCACCACCCCUGCGCUUCCGUCCUUGCGCUGUCCCCAUCACUCAUCGCCGCCGGCUACCAUGAACGUCUCCGUCCGGAAAAAACCCCUUCCCCUCCUCCGUUAUCCUCGCAUGAGUCCUGCGGCGGCGGUGGCGGCGGCGGCGGCGACGAUGAGGAACCGCCCUCGUCUAUCACGCGGCUGCGACUCUCCCUCGGCCUUUCGGAGCGGUGCGUAGCACACGGGCCGAGCUACGUCUUUCCGGCAUCCUUCUCUGCCUCUUACACGCGCUCGUCGUGGCCUCUACCCACGGAUGUCCGUAUCAUCACAUCCGCAGACGACAUACGUACUACCGCCGCCGCCGUUACUGCUGCUGCUGCUGCUGCGGCGGCGGCGGCGGUAACUGCUGAUGAAGAUGCACCGCCGCGGCUCGCCCGCCCGGAGAACUGGCAGCCCGGCGAGUGGACCGACCUCCUAGCCGGCGCCCUCGGACCCUGGGCCAUGGCCGUCGUUGCGAGCGACGCCGACGCGAACAGUCACCCAGACGCAGACGCAGACGCGGACAACUCGAAAAACAGCAAUCACAGAGAGCAGCGCAGCAACCACAGAGGCCAACAUAGCAAUCACAGCAAGCCGCCCGCGCUGCUCACCCCCAUAUCAAUCUGCUUCUGCGCGCGCCUCACCGCCUCCGCCUCCGAGGCCGGCAUAUGGACGCACCCCUCGCGCCGCGGGCAGGGCAUCGCGCCCGCCGUGGUGGCCGCCUGGGCGGUUACGAUGAUGAUGCAGCAGCAGCAGGAGGAGGGCGGCGGCGGCGGAGCGGCCGCUCACGGCGGAGGCAGCAGCGGCGGCGAUCGUGAUGGCGGCACGCAGAAGGGGAAGCAGACGCGGACACUAUUCUACAGCACAAGCGCCGACAACGCCGCCUCGCAGGCCGUCGCCCGGCGGUUGGGCCUGGUGCCCUUUGCGCAGAUAUGGAAGCUGCUGCUGCGCGACGAGGAGGAGCCAGCUGCACCGCCGCGGAAUUGA
Purpureocillium lilacinum is the source of this 1143-nucleotide messenger RNA. RefSeq lists its product as uncharacterized. The record is from RefSeq and is a predicted model, not a curated record. Gene Ontology annotation, molecular function: acyltransferase activity, transferring groups other than amino-acyl groups. Lineage: Eukaryota; Fungi; Ascomycota; Sordariomycetes; Hypocreales; Ophiocordycipitaceae.